AUGGAUAAACCGAUAUGGAACGUGUCGGAUCUCCUCCGCGGCAUCACCCCCUUGAGCAUGUUGACUGAAUGGUCCGCGGUCUUCCGGACCCCAAUGUCCAUUGCCAAGACAGUCUUUCACAAGUUUGUUGGCUACCUGGAGGCGCAGGCCUCGGAGCUGAUCUGGAAACCUCGGUGCUCCGCGACAAUCGCAUGGGAACAAAGCCAGGGCAUCUCUGCCAAGGACAAGCCAUCCAAGUACACAGGCCCCGAGGUGAUUGGAGUCAAGAAUACGGUUACAUCGCCCGUGAUAGUUUCUUCUCGUGUGGCGCUUCGCUGGCCACACAUGAGAAUGGGAAGAACCCCCUUUAUUCGUAUUUAG
Messenger RNA from Linnemannia hyalina, 360 nucleotides. The record is from the annotation of a GenBank genome assembly. Lineage: Eukaryota; Fungi; Mortierellomycota; Mortierellomycetes; Mortierellales; Mortierellaceae.